This is a messenger RNA of Monascus purpureus, 2352 nucleotides long. NCBI's taxonomy places the organism in Eukaryota, Fungi, Ascomycota, Eurotiomycetes, Eurotiales, Aspergillaceae. The record is from the annotation of a GenBank genome assembly.
GUAUAAUACGAGUAGGCUGAGUUAAAAAGUUACUAUAAUAAUAAUAACUAGAGGAUACUCCACAAACUAGAUAACUGACCCCGAAGGUUACCGUAGGGGUCAGUUACAUAGACAAUAAACGCUGCAAUCAUAUUAGUUGUUGUGGCCGCACGUUUUUGGCGGCUAUUAUCGGGGCCAAACCCUUGAAAUGUCAGUAGUGCCCGCCUUCUGCCUCACGCCAUUAGAGAAGUUUUUCCAUUUCUUCUUCCCUUCCUCCUUUCUUCCAGUCUCUUCAUGAACCCUAGAAUCAUCACCCGGGGAAAUUCUUUUGUAAUCCUCGUUGUUACUUGUAUUUCCAUGUAUUGAGCUGACUGCAACUCUUCUCAACCACAAUGUCCCCAUCUACGAGAGACCCCGCAUUGCCUCCAGCUGUCAUCGACACGAUCACGCAGCAGAUCGGCAAUACUCCUCUUGUUCGCUUGAAUAAGCUCCCGCGUGCUCUCGGAAUCGAAGCACAGGUGUAUGCCAAAUUGGAAUAUUUCAAUGCUGGAGGAAGCGUCAAAGACAGAAUCGCACUGCGGAUGAUCGAGGAGGCAGAGAGAUCCGGCCGCAUAAAGCCCGGAGAUACACUCAUCGAGCCUACCAGUGGCAAUACCGGGAUUGGAUUGGCGCUUGUCGCUGCUGUUAAAGGCUACAAGACCAUCAUUACGCUCCCCGAAAAGAUGUCUGCCGAGAAGGUUGCAGUGUUACGUUCAUUGAAUGCAACAAUUAUCCGCACCCCCACCGAAGCUGCCUACGAUUCUCCAGAAUCGCACAUCGGAGUCGCCCGCCGUCUGGAGAAAGAAUUGCCUAACGCACACAUCUUAGAUCAGUAUGGGAAUGAGAACAACCCGUUGGCGCACGAAUUUGGCACGGCAGAAGAGAUCUGGACGCAGACGAACGGUCAGAUCAAGGCAAUUGUUGCCGGCGCCGGAACCGGUGGAACCAUUACCGGCCUCGCUCGAGGCCUUAAAAAGCACAAUUCUGAAAUUAAAGUCAUUGCAGCAGAUCCUUACGGAUCCAUCUUGGCUCUCCCCGCUUCCCUCAAUGAUGAAUGCAUCAAUCAACCUUACAAAGUCGAAGGUAUUGGAUAUGACUUUAUCCCCGAGGUCCUCGACCAGAAGGUUGUUGAUAAGUGGUAUAAGACCGGCGACAAGGCCUCUUUUCAAUAUGCUAGGCGUUUGAUUGCUGAAGAAGGACUUCUCGUUGGCGGGAGCAGCGGAAGUGCAAUUGACGCGAUGGUGCAGGCCGUUAAGGACUAUGGUUUUGGUAAGGAUGAUGUGUUGGUAGUGAUCCUACCAGACAGCAUCCGGAGCUACCUUACCAAGUUUGCGGAUGACGACUGGCUUGCAGCAAACGACCUUCUACCGGCAUCUGAAGUCUCACCGCUGGAGCUGAAAGAAUCUGCGGAUCCUCUUUCCAGUGCCAAAGUUAAUUCCCUCAGAUUAAAACCAGUCACGACUGUUCAUUCCAAUAUGCCAUGCAAAGCUGCGAUUGAGAUCAUGCGAGAUAAGGGAUUCGACCAACUCCCUGUUCUUGCGCCUGCUGGGAGGAAGCUAGUCGGGCUCAUUACUCUAGGGAACGUCCUCAGUCGACUCACCCAUGGACAGGUCACUGCGGAAAGCCCAGUUUCGGAUGUCAUGUUUGACUUCACAAAGAUCUCUGAGGUUGUAACUGACCCAAGAGAUUUGGGCUUUCCAGCUUCCCAGCCAACCACAGAAAGUGGGGUAGGGUCAUUGAAGCCACAAGCUAAGGGCCGCAAAUUCUUCGAGAUAACCAUGGAUACUCCUUUAAGUAUUCUCAACCGAUUCUUCGAGUGGAAUAGUGCUGCAAUCGUGACGGAACGGGAUGAUCACGGAGUGAUUAAACCUGUCGCUGUUGCUACGAAGGUUGACUUACUCACCUGGCUGCUCCACCACUCUAAGAGCACCGCAUAGGUGUUCUUCCACGACCCCUUUAGUUCCGAAAGCAAUAUCCCAUGAAAAUACCAUCUGAUUUCUUGACUAUCCCUGACGAACUAUACUGCUAUGCUCCCUUGGAACCAGAAUUCCUCAGGUGGGUUAGAAACACCAUUGCUGCUUCUUUCUUACGUGAAAAAUAAAAUGAUAAAACUGCGCUACCUCGGCAAUUUCUAGCAAUUUCUGGAAUCCGUCGCCUCUUAUCUCACAUUCCAUUUAACUUUGAUUCAAGUUGCGUCUACACGGUUUUCCGCUGCAUUUUGAAGUUCUUUUCCACCUUAGAGUCUUUAGAUGGAAGAGCACAAAUAGAGAAAGCUGGUAUAUUUAUCUUAUAUAGGCAACACUCGGAAGGGAGAAACCACUCAUAUAAUUUUCC